AUUGGAAAAAGGAUACUUUGGCAUACAACGCACUGAAAAGUCAUUCUCCAGGCAACCGAUUGAUCUUACACUCGAACAAACAAUCAACGCUGACAGUGCGAAACGAUUAAUUGGAAUAAUUAACUUUACUAACUCAAUUUCUGCUCGACAGCGAUGGUGUUUAAAUCAUCAAAUAAGAUCAACGAAAAUUUCAUACACUUAUGAGGCAACUGGCUUACGAAAACGUCAAGACGUAACCGCGGAUUUAGAAGAUCAUCGUAUAAAAAAAGAUACGGAACAACUUAAAAAAUUUAUCGAUGGAUUCUCCAAGUUUGUGAACCCUUUCGAUUCAAACCUUGAUGAAAAGCAACUCUUCAAUAUUUCGAACGGAAGAGCAGCUUUACGUGAAGUAGAGCAGUUCUUAUUGAAUGUUAAUACGAAGGGUGAAGAAUUACGCAAAAAAUUUAUUCAAGAUUGUACUGAAUCUGAGGAAAGAUUUGAAAAGCCAAUACCACGAUUGAAAAUACUUAAUUUUUCUUCAGAAGUUGUUAAGAAAAAAAUCAAAAGCGGUGGUAAAGUUCAAGAAGUCACCAUGCAGCGAGAUUUGUUUGGAAGGAUGUUAGGUUUGUCAAUGGACCAUUCCGUUGAUUUCGAAAAAAUUUUAUGUUUUCCUAUUAUUCCGAUCCCAAUGUCCUUAUGUUAUUUCGAUGGGACAAUCUUUAAAACAAAUAAAUCAGUUAUCGUGGCAGUUUUUGAAAAGCAGCACCAACAAGGAAACAUACUCGACGUCUUCGAUGUUGUAUUAGUUGAUGGUUUCUUUCUUUUACAUACAUGACGUGAUAUACCCGCAACGUUUGGUAACAUAUCAAAAAAAAUUAUGUCAGUUUUAACUGCUACUAAAGCUCUUCGAGUUGACAUAAUCUUUGAUCAAUAUAUCUCUCCGUCAAUCAAAGAUUAUGAACGCAAUUUACGGAAUGAAGAAAAUACUAUUGAUUUCAAUAUCAAUGGACCUAUGCAAGUUCGACCAACAGAUUUCAACAAAGAAUUAAAGAACAUUAAAUUUAAACAAGCUUUAGUAACCUUUUUAAUUGAACAUUGGCGUGAUCCUGAAAUGAUACCUUUCAUUGGUCAGAUAGUCAUCAAUUUAAAUUACGAUUAUUGUUAUUCAUACAAACUAAAAGAUAAUAAUAUUGUAUAAACAAUAAAUGAUGAUUUAAAUUGUGGAAAUCAAGAAAAAGCUGAUACCAAAUUAGUUUAUCAUGCUUGUCAAUUGGAAAAUGAAUCAGCUACUAAUGUUCUUAUUAAAUCAUGUGAUACUGAUGUUUUGAUCAUCAUGCUUGGCAAUAUGGAUAACCUAAAAAGUGAUGGCAUCAAUAUAUGCAUGGAGUAUGGAGCUGCUAAUAAAAGACGAACUUUAAAUCUGACACAGCUUCACAUUGAAUUAGGGCCGACAGUACGUGCUAGUUUACCCGGAUUUUAUGCCAUCACGGGAUGUGAUUACAACCCUGCAUUUCUUAAGAAGGGCAAAAAAAAACCAUUCCAAAUUAUUAAAAAUAAUUUGGAUUAUCAGAAAGCACUUGCUGACAUUGGACAGUUGGAUGUCCCUGAAUUACAAUAUGAAAUGUUUGCAACACUUGAAAAAUUUGUCUGUGAAUUGUAUGGGUACAAGAACGUUACGAAUAUUAAUAAUGCGCGUUUCCAAAAGUUUUGCUCUACAUACAAAUCAAAAAAUAUAAACGAACCUUUUGGAAAAAAUUUGAUCAAAUAUGAUGCGUCAAAUUUACCACCGUGUAAAGCAGAACUACACCAAAACCUUUUGCGGACUCAAUACAUUACAAGUAUUUGGCGAAACGCUCAUCUGAGUACUCCAACAUCUUUGUUACCUGAAAGAUACGGCUGGACUCUGAAAAAUAACAGAUAUGAGUUUAAAUGGUUUGAGGGUGAUUGUAUACCGAAAACCGUUUUGGAUGCUGUAAAAACUGGUUCAACUACCGAAAACAAUCCUAACAACGAAGAUGAUGAAAGGACUUUUUACAAUGAAGAGGUAUUUUCGAGUGAUUCGUCAGAAGAAGAUUCAGAGGACAGUAGUGAUGAAGACGAACAUUAAAGAUACUUUUCUAGACAUUUUUAUAAAGUUUACUUGUAAAAAAUAUUAAAAAAAAAAAUAAACCAGUA
Messenger RNA from Microplitis mediator, 2154 nucleotides. RefSeq lists its product as uncharacterized. The record is from RefSeq and is a predicted model, not a curated record. The transcript is spliced from 2 exons. The coding region runs from base 1313 to 2086 and encodes 257 amino acids. NCBI's taxonomy places the organism in Eukaryota, Metazoa, Arthropoda, Insecta, Hymenoptera, Braconidae.